AUGGUCUUUGUACUUUCAUGCGGAUCCAAUGUUUAUUCCCAAUGUUGCCAAAAGGGAUCAGAGAAAAUUACAACCUUGAGUCCUAUUACGUUAUUACCGGAGGGAGUUUCUCUCGUUAAUGUAAAGAAAAUUGCUUGUGGAAGAGAACACACCAUGAUGUUACUUCGUGAUGGGCGAUUGUUCGGUAUUGGACACAAUCAACACGGUCAAAUUUUCGGAAAAACACAAGCCCAGUAUUCUGAAUUUCUUAAAAUUGACAGUUCUUCUUUUCUUUCAGUUGGGGAUACCAUUGUAGAUGUAUUUUGUACACAAAUCAAUACCUAUGUCAUUACUGAAUGUGGAAAAAUAUAUUGGUCAGGAUGGGAAAAUCUUCAUAGUGAGAAGAAUUAUCUCAAAAUGCAAAAUAUGGAUGGCAUAAAAAGUAUAGACUAUUUUGUGACAAAUUCAAAUGCUGUCCAUUGCUUUAUUAGUUCACAUGGCAAGCUUUUCUCAUGUGGUUGGAAUUCGCAUGGUCAACUAAGUAUUGGAACAAAAAUUGAUUCUUAUGGUGCUCUGCAAGAAGUUGACUUUGAUGUCAGAAAAAUUAAAUGUAUUGCUUUGGGAGCUCAAUUUUCUGUAUUAGCAACUACUGAUGACGUUCUGUAUGGUUGUGGAUCGAAUGGAGAUUUUCAGCUUUCUUCUGGAUACUCAACCUCUGAUGUAUUCUCAGUGAUUGACACACCUUUCAAGGAUAAAAAAAUUAGGAAUAUUGUUUGUGGAGGUUUUCACACACUUGUGCAGCUUGAGAAUGAAGAAAUUUGGGGUUGUGGAAAGAAUAUUUCCUCAGACACCUUUGUACAACUCGAUAUCAAUGAGCCAAUUCGAGCGAUGGGUGCUGGGUGGCAAUUUUUCAUUUGUCUUGGGGAGAGCAUGAAAUUAUAUGUCUGUGGAACCAACACCUAUGGCCAAUUGAGCACAUCGAAUUGUGAUGAUCAGAAUCACAUCACAUGUCUUCCUCCGCACCCUCUCAUAACUUCUUACACUGAAAAGACAGUGUUUGAUUGUGGAGAAUUUUAUACUUUUUGCUAUUCAACCUCGGAUUGUAUUGGUAAUCACUUUAUUUUCAUGCAGUCCAUUCUGAAUCGCGCAAAUGGAAUCACAAACAAAGAGACGAAUAGUCACUAUCAUAGCGACAGUCUCUUCUUGUCAGACAUUAAUAUUCUGUCCAGCGAUACUUCCCUCCAAUAG
Naegleria fowleri is the source of this 1227-nucleotide messenger RNA. RefSeq lists its product as uncharacterized. NCBI's taxonomy places the organism in Eukaryota, Heterolobosea, Eutetramitea, Acrasida, Naegleriidae. Bases 1 to 1227 code for a protein of 408 amino acids. The record is from RefSeq and is a predicted model, not a curated record. The transcript is spliced from 5 exons.